CUACUGAGCACAACCCGGGCAGACUGUAUACUGUAGUUCUCCACCGUCCUCCUAAUAACUCCCAUGGAGGGAAUCAUCAGGGUGUGUCUCACUGAACUUCAGAGAGAGGACAACAUCUCCUAACAUGGAGGAGAAUGAGAGUGAAGACAGGUAUGGCCUCACAAGUCUGGAUCUACCCACCACACAUUUAUCAAACACAGACUAGUGCCCUUUGCAGCGUGAAGAAAGUCAAAGUGGAGCCCAGCAGCUGUGUGUACCAUGAGAGAGCCCAACCGUGGACUUCUCUGAACGGCAGAACCCUUGGCAUAGCGCACCCGAUCAGACUUGCUCCCUCCUUUGCGACCCGAGACUUGGCAGUGGGCGAGAGAACGCGUGGCGGUGGGCAGGAGUUCCCUGUACAGACGGUGGCCGUGCGUGGGGUACGGAGAAAGCAGAACGGAACAGGAGGAACAGGCCCGGCGGAGGCCCAGCAGCCCCAGGACACAGGGCCAGUCCCCUGGCAGGGCGAGGGGCAGGAGCAGACGGACAGAGACAGGGGAGGCAGCAGUAGUGGAGCGACAGGAGGAGGGGGAAGGGGGGAGGAAGGUAGAGGAGGAGGUAGGAAGGAAGAGACAGAAGGUGACUGGGAAGAGGGUGAUUGUGGAGGUUUGAACUUGGCCGACAGCGCUCAGCGAUGUGGGCUGAAACGUAAGAGCGAGGAGCUUGAUAACCGCGGGAGCACCAUGCAGAUAGUGGAGGAUCUGUCCAUGUUGCCAGCCAUGAUGCAAACGACCAGGGGGAAUCCAGCUGGGUUGCCCACGGCUGUAGGGGGCGGAGGAGGACCCCCAACCAAACAGGGAGCGGCGGGCGGAGCAGGAGGGGGUGACGGGGACUACCAGCUGGUGCAGCACGAGGUCCUGUGCUCCAUGAAGAACACGUAUGAGGUGCUGGACUUCCUGGGCCGCGGCACCUUCGGACAGGUGGUAAAGUGCUGGAAGAGGGGUACUGGGGAGGUGGUGGCGGUGAAGAUCCUGAAGAACCACCCGUCAUACGCGCGCCAGGGCCAGAUAGAAGUGGGCAUUCUAGCCCGGCUGAGCGGGGAGAACGCGGAUGAGCACAACCUGGUGCGGGCCUUCGAGUGCUUCCAGCACCGCAGCCACACGUGCCUGGUGUUUGAGAUGCUGGAGCAGAACCUCUAUGACUUCCUCAAGCAGAACAAGUUCAGCCCGCUGCCGCUGAAGGUGAUCCGACCCGUGCUGCAGCAGGUGGCCACGGCCCUGAGGAAGUUGAAGACCAUGGGCCUGAUCCACGCUGACCUAAAGCCGGAGAACAUUAUGUUGGUGGACCCUGUCAGGCAGCCCUACAGGGUGAAGGUAAUAGACUUUGGCUCAGCCAGCCACGUGUCCAAGGCUGUGUGCUCCACAUACCUCCAGUCCCGGUACUACAGGGCUCCAGAGAUCAUCCUGGGCCUGCCCUUCUGUGAAGCUAUCGACAUGUGGUCCCUGGGCUGUGUGAUCGCUGAGCUCUUCCUGGGCUGGCCCCUCUACCCAGGGGCCCUGGAGUACGACCAGGUAAAUAAGCCUGUUAUAAAGAAGUGUAUUGUUACAUUGCUGUACACCCUCCUACCUGACCGCUGGUGCCGGAGGCCUGACCGCUGGUGCCGGAGGCCUGACCGCUGGUGCCGGAGGCCUGACCGAAAGCCUCUCAAAGAGCUUAGAGGAAAGAAGGAGAUACGGAGUGUGAAGCCAAGGAGCAGGGAGGAGAUACGGAGUGUGAAGCCAAGGAACAGGGAGGAGAUACGGAGUGUGAAGCCAAGGAACAGGGAGGAGAUACGGAGUGUGAAGCCAAGGAGCAGGGAGGAGAUACGGAGUGUGAAGCCAAGGAACAGGGAGGAGAUACGGAGUGUGAAGCCAAGGAACAGGGAGGAGAUACGGAGUGUGAAGCCAAGGAGCAGGGAGGAGAUACGGAGUGUGAAGCCAAGGAACAGGGAGGAGAUACGGAGUGUGAAGCCAAGGAGCAGGGAGGAGAUACGGAGUGUGAAGCCAAGGAGCAGGGAGGAGAUACGGAGUGUGAAGCCAAGGAGCAGGGAGGAGAUACGGAGUGUGAAGCCAAGGAGCAGGGAGGAGAUACAGAGUGUGAAGCCAAGGAGCAGGGAGGAGAUACGGAGUGUGAAGCCAAGGAACAGGGAGGAGAUACGGAGUGUGAAGCCAAGGAACAGGGAGGAGAUACGGAUUGUGAAGUCAAGGAACAGGGAGGAGAUACGGAUUGUGAAGUCAAGGAGCAGGGACGAGAUACGGAGUGUGAAGCCAAGGAGCAGGGAGGAGAUACGGAGUGUGAAGCCAAGGAGGGAGGAGAUACAGGGAGCAGGGAGAGAUACGGAGUGUGAAGCCAAGGAGCAGGGAGGAGAUACGGAGUGUGAAGCCAAGGAGCAGGGAGGAGAUACGGAGUGUGAAGCCAAGGAGCAGGGAGGAGAUACGGAGUGUGAAGCCAAGGAGCAGGGAGGAGAUACGGAGUGUGAAGCCAAGGAGCAGGGAGGAGAUACGGAGUGUGAAGCCAAGGAGCAGGGAGGAGAUACGGAGUGUGAAGCCAAGGAGCAGGGAGGAGAUACGGAGUCAAGGAAGUACAUCUUCAACUGUUUGGAUGACAUGGCGCACGUCAACUUGGUGAUGAAUCUGGAAGGUAGUGACCUGUUGGCAGAGAAGGUGGACCGAAGAGAGUUUGUAGGCCUGCUGAAGAGGAUGUUGUGGAUCGAUGCGGAGAAGAGGAUUGCCCCCGCUGAGGCGCUCAGCCACUCCUUUAUGUCCAUGCAACACCUGCUCGACUUCCCCCAUAGCAACCAUGUCAAAUCAUGUUUCCACAUCAUGGACGUUACCCGCUCUCGUCCCGGUCCUUACGACACGCUCAACCGGAACAAAGCCCCCUUCAUCAGACCGGUGACCACCACCACCACCACAGUUAACCUGACCGGGCCCUUCAGCAAGAUGGCCACCAUCCACAACCAAGCUUUAGCCCCCUCUGCCCCCUCAGUGAUGCACCCUGGGAUACCGCUCCAAACAGGAAAUGGCCAGUUUGGCUGCAGCGACUCAUUUCAACAGGCACUCAUCCUGUGCCCCCCAACGAUGCAGGGAAUCCCCACUAACGCGGCCAAGCCUCAGGGCUUCUCCGUACGCAUGGAGACUGCUGUGCCUCUGGUCACCCAAGCUCCCUCCAUCCAGCCCCUACAGAUCAGACCUGGGCUCAUCACACAGCAGACCUGGUCUAACCGCCCCCAGCAGAUCCUGGUGCCCGCCUGGCAGCAGGUGACUUCAAUGGCGCCCCCACCAGCCACCAUGGCGUCUGACACUGUGGCAGGCCCACAGAGACUGGGAGAAUGGGGGAAGGUGCGUCCCCAUGGCAACCAAUACAGCUCUAUGAUGCCCCACCACCAUCAGCCGUUCUUAACCAACCAGAUGACCAUGUCUGCCCACCAGCCAAUCAGCAUAGGCAUCGCACACGUGGUGUGGCCACAGCCCUCUGCAAACAAGAGAAACAAGCCCUGCUUUAACAGAGGCAACAAUUUCACCUACAACACCCAAAACUCAGCAUGCCAGUCCCCAAAGAUGGCCGACACCACGAGGAAUGUCCCAGAGGAUAGAUUCCCAGAGGCAGGGCGAGCUGCACAGCUGGAACCUGAACCGGAGCAGGUGGAGGAGCCUAGCUGCUGUAAGGCAGGUUCAGACUCUGAAGAGCAGUCUGUCUCUUAUAAGCAGCGGCAGGCCAUGGUGAUGUCUGAUCUGGCCAGCCCCACUGUUACUGUCAUUAGUAUCAGCAGUGAUGAGGAAGAGGAGGAGGAAGAGAGAACACGGAGACACUCACUGGGGGAGUGUAAGGGCAGUGCUGAGUGUGAGGCGUGUCAGAGCACAGUGAGUAUGGAGAGAGUAUGUUCCCUCAGCAGUCCAGACAGCACCCUCAGCACCAGCUCCUCUGCCUCAGCCCAGUCCAGCACCUCACCCUGCAAACGCCCCAACAGUAUGUCAGAUGACGAGCAGGAGAGCGGUUGUGACAUUGUGGACGGCUCGCCUUCCUCUGACUCCUCUGGCCCUAGCAACAGCCCCUUCACCGAACAACGCUACAUCGCCGAUGGCAACCAGAACCGCGGGUCCCGUGUAGCGUGUGUCGCCCCGGUAACGGAGCCCAGAAAGCCGGCGGUGCGCACCAUGGUGGUGCCACCAAUGAGGGUGCAGAAUAACAACCCCCACCCACACAUCAACGAGACGCUAGGCAACACCAUCUUAGAGUCUUUCCAGUUCAAAGGGCGAGGUAUCCCGGGCCGUCAACCGCACCACUCCAUCCCCCUCCUCAACCGGCCACAGAAGAUCACUGCAUUCCAGCACCAGCAACAGCAGCCCAUGGGCUUUGGACAGCUCCAGCAUUACGGCUCCUGCCACCAGGAAUGGAAUGGAAACUAUGCCCACCGGCGCCCGCAGGCUUACAUCCCCCCCACUAUGCAUGGGCACUCCUUUACCCUACCCCACGGCAGCCCCAACCACACUUCAGGCCCCCGCCAUCACCCCCACCCGCACAGCCAGCAUACUCUUCUGUCCUACCCCCCCCCUGGGCCCCUGGUCACAGCAGCCCCUGUGGCCCACAUCCUGGCCUCCCCUGGGGCUUCACGGCCCGUCCUGCAGCCCGCCUACAGCAUCUCUCACCCGGGCGGUAUCGUCCACCAGGUCACUGUGGGCAUCAACCCCGGCUGCUGCCCUCGCCCACUAUCCACCCCCAGGGCCAGUUCAAGGCCCUCUUCCCCCGCACCCCUACAUGGCCUCGCCUGCCUACGCCACCUUCCCCCUCAGCCCCACCAAACUCAACCAGUACCCCUACAUCUGACAGGGUCCCGGAGCGGCCCACCCUCCAGAUGCACCUCGCGCCCCGGGGCCAAGCGAGCAGGAGGGGCCUCCUUCUCAGAAUACACAACAAACAACCACAACAUGGUUUUCAUGUCCAGAGCCAUGGCACAACCACAGAGAAACAAGCUAUUUUUUAUCAAUCAUGUAGACUUGGGUGCAAUUGAAAUAUGAGCUAUAAAAAUAAAAUCACAAAGUUUGGGUGGAGGAUGGUGAAAUGGAGGAUGAGGAGGGGGGCAAGGAAGGAUGGAUGGAAUGAUUGAAUGUAGAUAAGUAAGUCACUCUCUGUGUUUUGCACAUUUAAUAUACCUUCACAUUAGCUCUUCUACCAAUACUCCUCAAAAAACAGGUGACUAAUCGGGUGGCGUUGCUAGGUCAGACCUUAUCCCAGCUAUUUUUCUAUAUUGCCUUCUGAACGUGUGCAAGACACAUCCACAUUUGUAAAGCCAUCCCAGUCUCUAGCUCGAUAGGCCGACAGGUGCACAUGUUGUCCACGGUGUGUGUCGUACCGCUUUUGAACUAUUUCUACCUUUUCUCAGUGUCUUUGGUGUUUUAAACAUGUGGAGUCACUUAACCCAUUUAAAGUAGGGUUGUUGCUCCUCAAGCUGCAUGUGAUCUUGCAUGAGCAGAUCAAAAUGUAAACAGGAAGUAGAUACGUUAGACGUCGCUCUUGUUGUUGGCGUCACGAGACUCGCUGCAUCGUAUACUUGUCCCCAGCCAUAGUGCCUUAUAUAUUUGAGGUGGUUGAUGUUACUACUUAUAUAUAAAUAUAUUACUGUACUGGACUGCAACACUUGAAGGUCCUACCAGUCCAUGCAUCCUGUGUGUGGAUAUAUAUCCAUGAAUAUAGUAAUGUAGUGGACUGCAGCACUUGAAGGUCCUACCAGUCCAUGCAUCCUGUGUGUGGAUAUAUAUCCAUGAAUAUAGUAAUGUAGUGGACUGCAGCACUUGAAGGUCCUACCAGUCCAUGCAUCCUGUGUGUGGAUAUAUAUCCAUGAAUAUAGUAAUGUAGUGGACUGCAGCACUUGAAGGUCCUACCAGUCCAUGCAUCCUGUGUGUGGAUAUAUAUCCAUGAAUAUAGUAAUGUAGUGGACUGCAGCACUUGAAGGUCCUACCAGUCCAUGCAUCCUGUGUGUGGAUAUAUAUCCCUGCACAGCCUGCAUGGACGUGAGGUAUCGCGGAUAGCGGUGCUUAUGGUUUGGAUUGGGUGUAUAUUUCAGUGUGUAGUGAGUUACUCUUUUGUCCCUUAAAGAAGGACGACGUGCUUUGCUCUAGCAGAUGCUCGCUGGUCCGUUAUUACAUGCUCCUUUUCUGUCAUCGUCCUCCCCACUGAAUGAACUAGUGUACAAAGAGCAAGCAUUGAAUAUUUGCUUAAUAUUUCAUAAUCAAUUUCUAUUUAGUGAAACUCUUACUACUAACAGUAUUUGUACUGUUCGAUGAAACUGCAAUACAAUCUCUAAAUAGACGUUGAUUUUUAUUUUUUUGUCUUUGUAUUUAAAAAAAGCAAAGUGUUUGAGUGUGUUUUUCUUGUUUCUAUCUGCUCUACCAGUGUGGUGGGCUUUGACUAGCUGAGGACGACAAUGCUAAUUCAUUAACGGCAUGGAUUCUUCUAAGCCUGAGCAGACCAUGCAGUAUUUGACACACACACACACAUACACACACAUAUAUAUACAUGAGCUAGUCUACUUAGUGCAGACGCUUAAUAAGGUGUGAGUUUGUCGCGUGCAAUUCUCUCAUUUAUGCAUGUGACAAAGUAAACUUUUUCCCUUUACAUUAUACCAUUUGUUUAAGGUUUAUUGGUGUUGACUGCUUAUUUUAUACAUUCCGUCAGGGAGAAUAUAUAUAUAUAUAUGCUGUGUGCAUUUUUCCAUUUGUUUUUGCUAGUUAUGUGCGUUAAGUCUUUCGUCUUUUCAAAUGAAGUUGCUUGUGCAGCACCAAAGACUGUAAUUCAUUUCCUGAGCAAGGUAGCUAGAUAUAUUCUGUUUUUACACAAUAGACCUCUAUCUAGUAUACUAUAGUCGUAGAGCUGGGGUUACAUCUCAAAAAAUGGUAUUUAAAAAUAUAUAAAAACAUUUAUAAUUACAUGGCUGAGGUUAUGUUUAGCUUUUUCUGGCGAUUUUAAUAAGCCGUAUCAUUGUUCUUGAAUGUAUCAUAGAUAAGCUGCUAUAUGAUCCACAGCUGUGAAAUGAGGUGAUUUCUCUUAGUUCAAAACUAGCGUUCCUAUUUUUGUAUAGGUCCCUAAUUAUCUGAAAUAGAAGUGGUUUUGAUUUUUGUGGGGUUUUCUGCGUUCAUGUUUGAAGCGUCAUUGUAACUACUGUAUUGCUGAUGGACGUUAGUUGCAUUCGUUCUGGUUUUGGGGGUCUGUGUGUUUUUGCAGUAUUUUAUCCUUAUUAACCGUUUUGGACUCGUCACUGCAUAUAAAUGGAUGUAUCAAUGUCAUUUCAUUUUUGUAUGUUUUCAUAUUGCCGUUUUGUAAACAUGUAAAGCUAUAGCUUGCAAGAUUGAUUGAACUUUCUUCAUUAUGGUAGUAAUUUGAGUAUACAGUUCUAAUAGCGUCUGUUAUGUUUGGCAGGAGCACUGUGAGGUAGCAGGACACUCAAUGGAAGGCUGACAGUAUGUAACAUGUUCUCCCCAAGUCACACCACUAACAACCUGUCAGUAGUCUGCUAGUAAGGGGUUGUCGUAUUGACUCCUCAUGGUCCCACGGGGAAUUAAACACACAAUAUGUCUCAUUUA
Messenger RNA from Oncorhynchus nerka (sockeye salmon), 7598 nucleotides. RefSeq names its product homeodomain-interacting protein kinase 3-like. Gene Ontology annotation, molecular function: protein tyrosine kinase activity; protein serine/threonine kinase activity; ATP binding. Gene Ontology annotation, cellular component: nucleus; PML body; cytoplasm. Lineage: Eukaryota; Metazoa; Chordata; Actinopteri; Salmoniformes; Salmonidae. The record is from RefSeq and is a predicted model, not a curated record. Gene Ontology annotation, biological process: peptidyl-threonine phosphorylation; peptidyl-serine phosphorylation.